Plasmodium relictum is the source of this 2304-nucleotide messenger RNA. Its product is annotated as conserved Plasmodium protein, unknown function. Gene Ontology annotation, biological process: regulation of cytoskeleton organization. Bases 1 to 2304 code for a protein of 767 amino acids. The record is from RefSeq and is a predicted model, not a curated record. Gene Ontology annotation, molecular function: microtubule binding. Gene Ontology annotation, cellular component: axoneme. NCBI's taxonomy places the organism in Eukaryota, Apicomplexa, Aconoidasida, Haemosporida, Plasmodiidae. The transcript has 22 exons.
AUGGAAUUACCUCGAGAAAUUAUUAAGUGGUUGCAGUAUUUAGACUUAUCUCAUUCUUUUAAAAACAUUAAAAGUGCUAGCAAUGGAAUUCUUAUUUCAGAAAUAAUAAACAUAUACAUGCCACAAAGUAUUAACAUGAAUAGUUUAGAAAAUGGUUUUAGCAAGGAGAUAAAAAAAAAAAAUUGGUUAAUCAUAAAAAAAAUUUUAACAAAUUUAAAUAUUUUUUUCGAUGAAGCAUCAAUAAUUAAUUCAGAUAAAAAAGAGAUAACAAAUUUGUUUAUUCAAUUAUAUGAAUAUUUUAAUCAAAAAAAGCAUCAAAAAGAACAACUUUGUGUAAAAGAAGGAAAUAACGAAUUGCAAAUUCCAUCCUUUGCUAGAUCUACGAUAACCCAGAAAGUUCGAGAAAGUAAUGUUCACGAUAUAGAAGAUGAGAAGAGAAAAAUCAUGAGCACAUAUGAAUUAAUUGAACAUGAAGAAUAUAAUAAAACGUUGAUAAAAGAAAAAGAAAGAGAAGAAAAGGAAAAUAAAAGCAGAAAUAAAAAAUCAAGUCUAAAGGACACGAAUAUAUUUAAUGAACUUGAAAAAAGUAGUAGUAUUAUAACGAUAAAUGAUGUUAGAAAUCAUGAGGACUAUACUGACAUUAAAACUCUAGACUCAUUUAUAAAAGAUAAAAAUAACAUAGAACCCUUAAAACUAAUAAAAAGCUUAAGAGAAUUAAAUGAAAAUGAAAAGAAAAAAUUGCCUAAAAAAUAUUAUGAAGAUGAAAAUAUAGAUGAUAUAAUAUUUCAUAUACUAUCAGAAAAUAUUUCUGAUUGUAAGAUUGAAAAACAAGACAUAAAUUAUUUUAUGAGUUGUAACAAGAAAAUGAAUAAUAUAUAUAGAUUUUCUAAUUUCUAUAUUUAUGAUAAUGACAAAAUAAAUAAUUUAUAUGAAAAAUUUUAUAUCAUAUGCUCUCUAAAAAAAUACGAAUUGAUAAAAAGAAUAUUAGAUCAAUUAAAACUUUUUAAUGAAAAUUUUCAAUUGAUAAUUUCUGUAAAAGCUCAUCAAUUUUUUUACAUAUGGAAACUCUUUUUUCCUGUUAUAACUAGUAUCAGAUGUGACAAUGAAAUUUUUACUCUAAUUAUGAAUUAUUUAACACAGCUUCUGAUUUAUCUAAAAAUAAGUGAUAUCACAAAUAACGAAAUUGUUUGUAAUAUAAUAUUAAGGAGCCUUUUUUUAAUUGAUAAUGAUGAAAAUAGGGAUAUUAAGUGCAUCUGUGAAUUAAUUAUUUUGUUAAUAAAUAAGGAUAUACAUAUUUUAAUAAGAAUAUUGAACAUAAUUAGAAAUACCACGUCUUUUAACUUUUUUUAUCUUUUUUUAUCAACCCUUAUAAAUAGUUCAUUAAAUUUUUUUAUAUAUAAAAAAAAUAUUAAAGAUAUUUAUCUUUAUUAUAUAUUCGUUGGACUACAUACAAAUAGAAAAAGCAUCAUAUUAUUAAGCUUAGAUAUUUUAAAUACUCUUAGUCUAUUAGAUAAUUGCCAAGAUAUAAUUCUCUUAUCCAGUUUAUUGUAUAAUAUAUUAGAACUAAAUAAUAUAAAUUAUAACAUAUUUUUAUUUGUUGUAUGUUCAAAUAUUAUUUUUAAAAUAACGGAAAAUAAGGAAGAUGAAUUUAAUACAGAGAUUAAACAGAUGAUAAAAAUUUGUUCUACAAUUUUUAAAAAUACUAAUAAUAAGCAAUUAAUAUACUUAUUCUUCUUACAUUCUCACAAAUUAAUAAAUAAUGAUGAUGAUUUUUUUGAUAUAUGUUUGACGAAAUACAGCGAAUUAAGUGACAAAGAACAGAAGAUUUUUAUUAAUGGGCAUGUUUUUGAAGAUUUAUUUAAAAAUAUCUGCAGUUAUAAAAUAAUUAAAAGAAGCUUCUCAAAUAUUUUUAACAAAAAUUUAAAUAAAUUAAAUAAAGAAAAUAAUGUUUCCAUCCUUAAUUUAUUAUUAAUAAAAGAAAAGUGGAAAAAAGAAUCAUUUUUAAGAAUUUUGAAAAAUUAUAUUAUAUAUGAUGAAAAUAAAGAUAUAUUAGGACAUUUAGAAAUAUACAAUAAUAUUUUUGAAUAUAUUAUACAUAACUUAUUUUCAGAAAACUCAAAAAAUUUCGAAUUAUCAAAAGAUAUACUAAAUUUUUUUUGGUUUUCAUCCAAUAAUGAAUUAAAAGUUCAAUCAUACGAAAUUUCCAUCAAUUAUUUAAAAAAAUUAUAUGCUUCAAAUAUGCAUAAGUUAAAUGCCCGUACACAAAAAUAUUUUUCAAAAUUAGAAAAUGGUUAUUUUAAAUAA